UGUAGGGCCUGAAAUUGCAUGUUUACUUAUCUCUACUUCCAGCUUGUGUAUCUCGAGUUUUUCAUGAAGAACCUCAUACGUGCUUUUGGGCAAGUGGUUGCCACAUGUUGCUCCAUCUGUGGUAGAAAGCGUUCUACCCAACGAAAAUUUGGGGAAAAGUUAGAGCCGGUCUAAGUUAUGAGAAUUAACAUUGGAGUCAAUGGGGAAAUAUUUAGUGAUCUGUGUCCAUCCGGAGCCCGUAGGGCCGAUAACUCUAUUUGUGUGUACGUGGUAAAGUCUGGACAAUGAAGACUUGUUUACAACUACGAAGUUAGUUUCAACGUUGAUAAAAAGCAUUUUUAAAUCGACUAAAGUUUCUGUUUGUUUAUAAACAAAAUGGACCCAAUUGAAGUAAAUGAAAUUCAAGGUGUUUGGUCAUACCUAAAGACUAUUGAUUGGUCUGAUAAUUGGUUAAAAUAUUUGGGAGGAUUUCAUCUACUGUGUAUAGUUCUAACUGUAUUAACCAGACAUAGUACAACUAUACAAGCUUUUUAUUUUGUAUUUUUAUUAUUAGCAAUAUAUUCAGCAGAAUAUAUAAAUGAAUGGGCAGCCACUAAUUAUAAGUUAUUUUCUAAACAACAGUAUUUUGAUAGUAAUGGAAUGUUUGUAUCUAUAGUAUAUUCUUGUCCUAUAUUAUUUAACUGUUUAGUAAUUGUGAUUUUAUGGUUGUGGAAUACAGGUGUUCUGUUAAACGAAAUCAAGAGAAUGAAAAUUAGAAAAAUGGCAGCUGCUGCAAAGCAAAAAGAAGAUAAAAAAGAUAAAUAAAAUGAUGUAUUCCAUUUAUUAAAGACAAUAAGAUAUGACAGUUAAUUCUAGGAGUGAUAAUUUGUUCUGUAUAGUGGUUGCAUUUAGCGGCAGGUGUGAUGAGACUGACUAUGGAUAUACAAGUGACAUUAAAAUCAUCAGUGCAUUCCAUUAUUUGUAACUUUGUGAAUAAGUCCAUGUUCAUUCAUAUCAUCGUUUUUUGUUCAGCAUCUUCAUGUAUCAUUUGUUUUUUGUUGCAACUAGAAUCUCUUACAGGUGACAUGAGAAUUAGUAGAUACACCGGAUAUGAUUGUAUGUUUAAAUUAAGCAGACUAUGAUUAUUUAAAGACAAAUCUUGUUUGAUUAUUUAUAACAAUGGAAUGUUGUUUGUCUCAUCAAGAGAAUAUAUUUUUGUUGGUUUGAGAUUAACAUAUACAUGUACCUGUAUAUAGUAAUUUUCUUUUUUCUAUAUUUACGUAAGGGGGUUUCAGCAUACUUAUUUCUUGGAAAUUCCAACUGCCAGGGGAUCUCUUACAUGCAAAGUCAAUUUUUACACGACAGCAGCAUUGUCCCAUCCAAGCAACAAGUAAACACACUUAUUGGUCUACCUCGCAUGCCCCACCCAACCGGACAAGUGGAAACCGGGUUUAAAGGAUUUUCAAAUCCUGAAUAUUGAAGAAGUUGCAAGUCCAAUGUAUACAUAUUUACACAAUCACCACAAUUCACCAUACAUAGGUCUGUGUAUGACUAAUCAAUUCUGAUAGAUAUGAAAUGCAAUCUCUAAUUCCCCACUAGGAAGCCAAACACCACAUUGAUUGAUGCAAAAUCACAAAUUCUUAAUUGUACUAUUAUCUUUAAUCAUUGAAUAAAUUACAUUGUUAUAAAAAAAUUCAUGUACAUAUACUAUUCAAAAAAAGUAGGGGAUAUUUGAUUUUGGGGGCAUAAUACUAAAAUAUGCAAAUGACUACGAAAAAAAGUCACUAUAGAACCUAACAGAAGAAACAUUUCCAGUUACAUGUGACGCCCAAACGCACCAAUAGCUACCGCAUGGAAUGCAGGUGAUGCUUGGGAUCAUCAUGGGGGUCCAACCCAAGAUUUGCACGACUCUGACUUUGAAUGUUACAGUCAUUGUGGCAUUGAAUUCCAGGGUGGAAAGAUCAGUUUAAUUGUUUUAGUGACCAGAAAACAAAUUUUGAUAUG
Molecule: messenger RNA, 1983 nt
Organism: Patella vulgata (common limpet)
Lineage: Eukaryota; Metazoa; Mollusca; Gastropoda; Patellidae
Product: transmembrane protein 18
Exons: 5
Coding region: 376-804 (142 amino acids)
Cellular component (GO): nuclear membrane
Source: RefSeq, a predicted model, not a curated record